CUCCGAUGCCCCAUCGGACCAAGCCAGUAGGGACUACGGGAAUGAUCAUUGAUAUCCCAGUUUUCCUAUUAGACACAAUAAAUACUAUUGCCAUUGGCACAUAGGAUGAACGAACAACAACGCGCGAAAGCACCCAAGACACCCUUGAAGCGUGUUUCGAGGAACUCACUCCGAACGCACACCCUCUCUGGCUCGUAUCCGCCCUCCUCGGAGCCUCGUCAGUCUGCUCAACCGUCGAGCCAGCAAGAGAACACUCCAGCCGCCGAUCCGGGGGCCCAUCUCGAACAUCUCGCCCCACUCUUCGUCGACCUCUCAGAUGCCAUCACCGACUUGCACAUCAACCUCUCCAACCUCGAUCUUGUCUGUCAAGACCUCGACGGCUUCAACGAGGCCUUCUCAGCAUUCAUCUACGGAUUGCGCGUGAACUCUUACGUGACCGAUUUCGAUGAAGCACCUAAGCUCAAAUCCUUCCUGGAUGCACAGGCUCGUAAAGAGGCCGAACGAGAGGAACGCUUACGGGAACAGGCGGAGAAGGAAGCCAGAAGACAGCUAGAGGAGAGUAAAUCGCAACGCAAUGAGCAAGAAGAAUCCUUCAUGACCAACGAGCACUCGAUGACCACAAGAUCGGCCAACCAAGCCUCGACCAGUAGCAACCCAAACCAGAGCCGAUCGGCCAACCAAAGAGGGAACAAUAACGGAUCAUCAACCUCAUCAUCCAGCAAGAUUGCUGGUCCUAAACCCAAGAAUUUCACUCAAGCCUCCAAGACACAACAGAAGCAACUCUUGAAAUUCACGGAGAAGAUCAUGGUCACCUUGCCGCUCAAGUUCAGGGAACAGCAGCCUCAUCGACAGGAGAUGGAACUAGUGAUCUCUAUCUUGAAACUCAAUCCAAACGGCCUUCUGAUCAAAGAUAUCGUCAAAUUAGAGCCCACACUCGCAAUGCAUAGGGCUAGAGAGUGUGCAACCGCUCUCGUUGCUGCUAAAAAAGCCGUCAAACUCAAUAAAGAUGGUCUACUAUACAAACUUCUCCCAGAUUAAAUAGCUCAGGUCAAAAUGUAUCCAUGUAUCAUCAUUUCCAAGAGUACUUCUAGAAUAUCAACUGGGUCUUUCUCGAAAUCA
Puccinia graminis f. sp. tritici CRL 75-36-700-3 is the source of this 1119-nucleotide messenger RNA. RefSeq lists its product as uncharacterized. The coding region runs from base 106 to 1038 and encodes 310 amino acids. The record is from RefSeq and is a predicted model, not a curated record. Gene Ontology annotation, cellular component: mitotic spindle polar microtubule; mitotic spindle; DASH complex. The transcript has 4 exons. Gene Ontology annotation, biological process: mitotic sister chromatid biorientation. NCBI's taxonomy places the organism in Eukaryota, Fungi, Basidiomycota, Pucciniomycetes, Pucciniales, Pucciniaceae.